AGCACUCACAGGAGAGACCAUUCCAAGGACUCUUGCUGGCAAGGGGCUUAUUUUCUUCACAGCUCAGGAAGCUGUGCACCUAGAACCACAGGUACCUUCGACUGUGCUCGUGUUUUAUAAGGGCACAAAGGAAACCCAGCCUGAUUUCCUCCUUCAGGACAAAGGAAGCCAGGAGUGGCCUUAGGACCCAUUCACCCCACCCACCGCAGAGAGCACUACAAAUGCCUCUGUGAGCCCUGCCAUUCCACAGCUCUGUGCUCCAGACGGCAUUCCCGCGUGGACACCAUGGCAGUCCCGUGCCUUCUACUCCUUGCUGGCGUGCUGGUCUUGGCUGCCCCAGCCCACUCCAUGCUUGCACAAACCCUGAACGUCUUCAAGAAGUCUCCCUCCAACACUUCAGCCAGUGCUCUGAAGAAAACCAGUUGGCCCAAAGACUGCAGUGAGAUUCCCGCUGGGAGCCCCAGUAGUGUCUACAUCAUCCAGCCCACAGGACUGGACCCCAUGGUAGUGUACUGUGAAAUGAAUGUGACACAUGGGGGCUGGACGGUCAUCCAGAGGAACCGGCAGAGCACGGAGAUCACCUGGGCCGAGUCCUGGAGCACCUACAAGUAUGGCUUUGGGGAUGUGCACACCGAGUACUGGCUGGGCACUGAGUACAUCCAUCAGAUCGCCAAGCAGAAGGUCUACCAGGUCAGGUUUGUCAUCUGGGAUGCCACAGACAACAUCCAUUUCGCAGACUACAACCUCUUCAGUGUAGAAGAUGAGUCCCACGGCUACCGGCUGAGGCUGGGCUCCUAUGCAGGGACAGCAGGGGAUGCCAUGGACUCAGAUAAUCCCAGAAAGGUGCACAACAACAUGAAGUUCUCUACUAAAGAUCGGGAUCAGGACACUUACAGAGGGAACUGUGCCUCCCGCUAUGGGGGUGGGUGGUGGUAUUCAGCCUGUUAUUCUGUACAGCUGAAUGUCAAGGGGGGCAUAACGUGGGGCAGCCUGUGCAAAGGGAACUGCAAAGCUUCUGCCAUCCUCAUCAAACCAGCUCUCUACUAUUAGUACCCUUUCCCCCUCCUCUCUGCACUGGGCAGGCAUGGGGGGCCAUUUUGCUGGCUUGGGGUGAAAAGGCUUUUUCCUGUAUAUAAAAAGCUGUUUUCUUUUCCCCUUCUGUUGGAAAGUACCAAAGUUCCAUGUUUUGUCUCUGGCCUGUGGUGGGUUUGUAGGGAUCACUGUUAGGACAACUCUUUAUAAAUGCUGUGGUUUCCAAGCAUGUUCCUUCUGGGGAGAAAGCUGUGCUCUGAAACCUAAAACCCUCCUGAUCCAGCCAGGUUUUAUCCUCUUUUUGCUUUGUGGGUACAGAUAACUUCAGCAGAAAACUGUCAGUCAUCACUAGCUAACCUGCUGUAGGUUGCUGUGAGCCCACGCAGGCCAUGUACACACCAUACCCCUGCCGUAGUCUCUGUUCAUCCUGCAGAAUAAAACCGCUUUCAGA
This is a messenger RNA of Neopsephotus bourkii (Bourke's parrot), 1483 nucleotides long. Its product is annotated as fibrinogen-like protein 1-like protein. The transcript is spliced from 3 exons. The record is from RefSeq and is a predicted model, not a curated record. NCBI's taxonomy places the organism in Eukaryota, Metazoa, Chordata, Aves, Psittaciformes, Psittacidae. Bases 286 to 1050 code for a protein of 254 amino acids.